UUAACCUGAAUUUCAGGAAGCCGAGGAAAAGCACCGAGGCAAAGGUCUAGGGCCCUCCCUUUUCCUCCGAGAAACUUUCAGGAACAAGUUGCGUUGACGACGACCUAGACUUUGCUGUGCAUCGUCGACUUGGUGGGAAGUUUCGUCGUGGGGCCUUUUGAUUGGUGAGACAAAGAAGUCCAUAGUAUUAAUAAUAACAAUAGGAUUGAUUCGUAUUCUAUAUAAAGAGAGACAUUGAUCACAUUCUGGUAUCCUCUUCUCUCCAUCUACUGUGUGUUUUAAGCAGAUCGGCAAAAGCUUGAAGAUGAACGACCAUAUUAGCAGUGCUGGGCUUGAACUAGCAAAUGUGCUGGUGACUUCUCCUCCCCUGCACCAGUCAUGGGCAGCUGUUCAGAAGCAAAAGCUCAACACAGCUCCUGAUCCGAAUACGCAAACGGCCUUAUAUGUUACUGAAACCAAGCAUUCAAACACCACCAUCAUAUCUUUUCUUACUUCACCCGUCAUGCUUCAAGAUCCACAAGCAAUGAUUUCGUCGUUGACUCUGAGGGACAAAAAUUUUCCCCUCUUUGAGUUUUUGUGCAGCAAAAACGCCCCAAUUUUCUCCGUCAAUGAAUUGGCAAUCGAAUUCUUCGCCUUGAAUCACAACGACCUCAACCUCGAUCUUCUGAGGACAAAGCUGGUAGAAAGAAGCAAAUCCAACUCAUUGGUACUUGUCACUGGACAAUCUUUUGGAGGCGCUGUAGCUACCCUUUUCACCUUAUGGCUGCUAGAAAGCCUCGACUUAUCGAAAGUGAAACGUCCCCUUUGUAUCGCUUUUGGUUCACCUUUGAUCGGUGACAAACAAUUCGGACAAUGUGUGUUGCAAUUCCCAUUGUGGAGUUCUUGCUUCUUGAAUGUAGCCUCCAUCGAUGAUCCUGUACUUCAAUUCUUCCAAACCGCUUCGCAAGCGAGUGGUUAUAAGCCUUUCGGAACAUUCCUACUGUGCUCCUCUUCGGGUGGUUCUUGCUUUGAGGACCCUGAUGCCAUUUUGCAACUAUUGGUGGAAACCAGCUCUCGGUGUGCCCAAAAUCCAGGUCUGAAUUCAGGGAUUCAGUUGUUCGAUUACGGAAAGAUUUUGAAUGAUCUCAAGACUAAGGCAUUGUCUAGAGAUGUCUUUGAGUUGGUUGAAGAGGAUAGAGUUCCACUUAAAGCUGGAAUUAAAACACAGUUGGCAGCAAUAUUAGGAGUUCUCAGCUCACAGUCAUUGCAGCAGCAACAACCCAACAUAGAAUUCGAAAGUCUGAUGAAAAAGAUGGUCACUCACGAACGUAAACUAGCGAUGCAGAAGACGAAGGUUUACAGUUCCUACUUGAAACUGAAUGAGAUGGAAAAGUACAUGGCCUACAUGGAAUGGUACAAGAUGUCGUCCGAAGACAUGGGAAUAGGAUACUAUGACAGGUACAGAAACAAGCGUUACGCGAGUGACAUUAUGGCCGAAGAGUACAAGAGGACGCUCUCAAGGUAUUGGCAUGACACGGUUACAGAAGCUGCGAACAAGCCCCGGCAAGAAGGAGCCGCAAUGCCAGCCCCUUUUCUUUUUGCUGGAACGAAUUACAGAAAGAUGAUCGAACCACUUUGCAUUGCAGAGUACUACAAGGAAGGUGGAAAAGAUUACAUAGAGGAAAGGCCUGGACAUUUCGUUCUUUUGGAGCAAUGGUACAAUGAAGAGGAGGAAAAUAAGAAGAAAGAGAGGGAAGAAAAGGAGAACCCACAACUGCGCAGCGCAAGCAAGCCCAAUUCAAAAGCGAAGAACGAGGCUCCUAAUCUGAAUGAUGAUUCUUGUUUUUGGGCGCACGUCGAGGAAGCGCUUAUCUGGUGCAACGAACAAGCGAGUAAUCCAGAUGCUAAGCCAAUGACCGAAUAUGAGCUUUACGUUCUGAAUAUGCUCGAGAAUUUCGCAGUUACGGUUGAUAUUUUCUUGAAAAAUAGCAGCUUCAUGCAUUGGUGGAACAAGUAUAAAGUAAUUGUGGGAAGCAACUACUCCUCAGCAUUUACCGAGGUCAUGAAGCGUAAGACUUAUCGCAAAUAUGCGGAUGGGGUCUCAGUUCGUACUGAUCAAUAAUCCAAUAUAAUUAAGUUUUAAGCAAGCAAUUAAAUCAGAUAAAGCAAGAUUAAUUUUGCUGUAUCGCUUAUGAUCUUCAUAGAGAGACGUGCAUUACUUGCAGGGCUUGUUGGUGCUACUAGUACUACUUUUGGAUAUUUUAAUUUGUUUGUGGUUUCUUUUUGUGUGGGGGUAAUGUUUCAAGGGGUAAAUCUCAGUUUAGUAUUCUUAAAUUUUGUGUUUUUCAACAUGUAGUACAUUAAGUUAUUUUUGUCUCCGAGUUAUACUUAAAUUGUUAAUUU
Malus domestica (apple) is the source of this 2382-nucleotide messenger RNA. The record is from RefSeq and is a predicted model, not a curated record. Lineage: Eukaryota; Viridiplantae; Streptophyta; Magnoliopsida; Rosales; Rosaceae.